CCAACGCGAGAUGUGGGCUAGAUUCAUUUGUUGCCUGUUUUUUGUUAGCCUAUGUGAGAUUAUAACAAGAUAGUCCAAAUAUAAAGUGACGAGUGUGUUGACUGUAGCGGCUUUAACUUUUGUUUGUCAGUCUUGUGUUUGGUGUUGACGUUGUUCCAUGGAUAAAUACUCCUUUUUGUCGGUGCUGGGUGUAGGCUCCUUCGGUCGAGCUGUGCUCGUGCGCUGUGAAACCAGUCAGCAGAACUUUGUACUCAAAGAGAUCCAGCUGCCGAAGAGUCACGGGAGAUUAGCGAAUUCGAGGAGAGAAGCUGUCUUGUUGUCCAAAAUGAAGCAUCCUAAUAUUGUGGCCUUCAGGGAGACAUUUGAAUUUGGCGACCUCCUGUGUAUUAUAAUGGAGUACUGCAGUGGAGGAGACCUGCUCCAUAGGAUCCAGAAACAGAAAGCCUUGCAGUUCUCUGCUGAUGAUAUAUUGAAGUGGUUUUCUCAGAUGUGUGCAGGAACGCAGCACAUUCACGAUAAACGGGUUUUGCACAGAGAUCUGAAGUCUAAGAAUAUUUUCCUGACAGAUAAUGGAACAAUCAAGCUUGGAGACUUUGGAUCAGCAUGUCUUCUGAACAGCUCAAAGGCUUUUGCUUACACAUAUGUGGGGACACCAUACUAUGUUGCUCCAGAAAUCUGGGAGAAUAAGCCUUACAACAAUAAGAGUGAUGUGUGGUCUCUGGGCUGUGUUCUCUACGAGCUCUGCACCCUGCGUCACCCGUUCCAGGCAUCCAGCUGGAAGAGUCUGAUCCUUAAGGUGUGUCGAGGUUCCUACACUCCUCUACCUAACCACCUGCCCUACGAGCUACAUUAUUUGGUCAAACAGAUUUUUAAGACAAACCCGAAAGACAGACCAUCUGUUCACACCAUCCUUACCUCUCACCGGGUUUCUAAACUCCUUCGUGCUCAUCUACCCUCCCAGGAGAUGCAGGAACAGGGCAGACAUAGGGGGCGAUGGAAUAGAGAAGAAGGGAAGAAGGUGGCUCAACAUCUGGGACAGAAGAGUUUAAUUAAAACAACAUUUGAAGGUGCACAAUUACCUGGGUCCUGCUGUGAAAACAGAGAGUUGUACCCCCGAAAACAGUGGGCGGUGGAGCCGUCAGAUUCUCUUUUGCAGACAUUGGCUAAUGCUAGCCUCCUCUCGUCUGACAGCAUGGCAUCAAACAGGCCCUCAGAGGAGUCAGAGGGCCUCAGUCAGAGGAGACGAUGGGACAAGAAUCCCCCAGAGAAGCUUCUGCGUAUCCUGGAGAAGGCACAUCUUAGCAGAGCUUUCAGCACUUAUUUAAUACGCAGAGGAGGUGAGGAUCCUCUGGCAGGGCCCCUGUCCCUCCCACAGAGUGAUGUCACUGACAGCCCUGACGAGGGCGUGUUUGUAGAUGAGUACAGGCUGCAGCCACGCUCUGAUGAUGAGGACACGGACUUUGAGGAAGAUUCUCCGUGUGACUGGAUGGAUGAAGUGGAAAAAAUGUUUGUGGAACACUGAAGCCUUAUUUAACACUGUUGGUUUGGUUUGUUGCAAAAAAAAAAAGUGUUUGCGCACACCAAAGUUAUUUGUGUCGAAAUAUAUCUGUUUUUAGGGAUUCUUAUGACUAAAUUCACAGUGUAAAUGUUAAUUCAGUACAUUCACCAUUUCUGUUGCACAUUGAUGAUACUAUUCUGCAAAUAACGUAGUGCUUGUUACUGUAUGUGCGGAAUAAUAUUUAUAGUGUAGAAGUGGGGGGGGGGGGCAACUUUUGUAAAUUACGUUUUUAUU
Thalassophryne amazonica is the source of this 1792-nucleotide messenger RNA. It is a transcript of the gene nek3, whose product is annotated as NIMA related kinase 3. Gene Ontology annotation, molecular function: protein kinase activity; ATP binding. Gene Ontology annotation, biological process: protein phosphorylation. The record is from RefSeq and is a predicted model, not a curated record. The transcript has 13 exons. The coding region runs from base 158 to 1522 and encodes 454 amino acids. NCBI's taxonomy places the organism in Eukaryota, Metazoa, Chordata, Actinopteri, Batrachoidiformes, Batrachoididae.